GCUGGGCCGGGCCAGGCCAGGGCGGGGCGGCCGCAGGAGGCCGCGUCGCCGCUAUAAAAGCGGAAGCGGCAGCACCACCUCCGUUCCCCUUGCCCGGUUCAUUCCGCUUUCUCUUGCUCAUCCCGCGGACAUGGCGCUGUCCGGCGACCCCCAUUUCAAGAAGCUGGUGGAAUGGCACAAGGCCAACUCCUCCAAGCUCGUCCUGCGGCAGCUCUUUGAGGCCGACAAGGAUCGCUUCCAGAAGUUCAGCUUGACCUUGAAUACUGACCAUGGGGAUAUCUUACUGGAUUACUCCAAGAACCUUGUCACAGAAGAAGUGAUGAAAAUGCUGAUGGAACUGGCAAAGUCAAGGGGUGUGGAAAGUGCCAGAGAGCGCAUGUUUAGUGGAGAGAAGAUCAACUUCACUGAGAACCGAGCUGUGCUUCACAUUGCUCUGAGAAAUCGCUCCAAUGUGCCAAUCCUUGUGGAUGGGAAGGAUGUUGUUCCAGAAGUAAACAAAGUGUUGGACAAAAUGAAACAUUUCUGUCAGAGGGUCCGUAGUGGUGAAUGGAAAGGCUACUCUGGAAAGGCAAUAACUGAUGUGGUCAAUAUUGGGAUUGGUGGCUCUGACUUGGGCCCUCUGAUGGUAACUGAAGCCCUGAAACCGUAUUCCAAGGGAGGCCCUCGUGUCUGGUUUGUGUCCAACAUUGAUGGUACUCAUAUAGCCAAAACCCUGGCUGAACUUAAACCAGACACUACUCUCUUCAUCAUUGCAUCAAAGACUUUCACCACCCAGGAAACCAUCACCAAUGCAGAAACGGCCAAAGAGUGGUUCUUGCGUGCUGCUAAUGAUCCUUCAGCUGUGGCCAAGCACUUCGUUGCCUUGUCUACCAAUGCUCCUAAAGUUAAAGACUUUGGAAUUGACCCAGAGAACAUGUUUGAGUUUUGGGAUUGGGUUGGUGGCCGCUACUCCCUGUGGUCUGCCAUUGGUCUCUCCAUUGCCCUGCAUAUUGGUUUUGACAACUUUGAGAGUCUGCUUGCUGGAGCCCACUGGAUGGAUAAUCACUUCCACACUGCCCCCCUGGAGAAGAAUGUGCCCGUUCUGCUGGCCAUGCUGGGGGUGUGGUACAUCAACUGCUACGGCUGUGAGACGCACGCCUUGCUGCCCUAUGACCAGUACAUGCACCGCUUUGCCGCCUACUUCCAGCAGGGUGAUAUGGAAUCUAAUGGCAAGUACAUUACCAAGAAAGGCUCUCGUGUGGACUACAGCACUGGCCCUAUUGUGUGGGGAGAGCCUGGCACCAAUGGGCAGCAUGCUUUCUACCAGCUCAUUCACCAAGGAACUCGCAUGAUUCCCUGUGACUUCCUGAUCCCAGUGCAGACCCAGCACCCCAUCAGAAAUGGCUUGCAUCACAAGAUCCUUUUGGCCAACUUCCUUGCUCAGACUGAGGCCUUGAUGAAAGGGAAGACGGCUGAUGAGGCUCGCAAGGAGCUUCAGGCGGCUGGGCUGAGCGGAGAGGCUCUGGAGAAGCUCCUUCCCCACAAGGUCUUUGAGGGAAAUCGACCAACCAAUUCAAUCAUGUUUACAAAACUCAACCCCUUCACCCUGGGAGCCAUCAUUGCCAUGUAUGAGCACAAGAUAUUUGUUCAAGGAGUUGUCUGGGACAUUAACAGUUAUGACCAGUGGGGAGUGGAGCUUGGAAAACAACUUGCCAAGAAAAUUGAGCCUGAACUGGAGUCAGAUGCUCCAGUGACAUCUCAUGAUAGCUCAACAAAUGGGCUCAUCAAUUUCAUCAAAAAACACAGAGCUUGAAAUGAAAUACUUGGAGGACAUCGACAAUCUCACCACCGAAUACCCAAAUCUGUUGUAGUCGUGCUUUUUUUUUUUUUUUUUUUAGCCACUUCUAACAAAAAUAGCACUUUAUGGAUGUAGCUCUCUUCACUUGUUGCAGUUAAUCUUGUUGCGUCAAGUGUUACAAAUGAAGCUAGUUUUGUGAAACCCGAGGUUGUAUAGUUGCUUUCUGGUUUUGUGGCUGUUAAUCUGUAAAGUGCAACUGGUAUAUUCCUCAAUUCUGAUCCCUCAACUUCCUUAAAGAUGAUCACCUACUGAUACUAGAAAACAAAAGGUAUGAUGGAUGAGUAAAACUUCUUCACUCUAUCUUUAAAGUGCAGCCCUGGUUACAUUUGCCUCACUCACUGUGUAAGGUCCUCUGAAGGCAAGUAAGCUGACUUUUGUCUUUCUGGAUUGGUUCUACUGUAAGCUGGAAACUAGAAUGUUUUUAAAGAAUCAAAUCUACAGCUGUAGGUUGUUUGGUUAGAUUUCAUCCUUCUUGAGCAAGAUACAGAUUUUUUUUCCCAGUGCUACUGUGAAAAUGCAAGUUUACUGAUGUUUGGUAAAAGAUUUCCUUUUUUGUCUGUAAGCUAUGUGGACAGCUAUCCAAAAAGGAAGAAAGUUCCUGGAGUGACAGUGAUAUCGUAGCUUCUCCAAACAGUUUUCCAGAGUUUGUGAAGCAAAAGCUUGGGAUCACUUGGAGAAGAAAUGUAAUUUUGGUAUCCUCCAGGGGCAAUUUCUCACUGUUUAAUCAGCAUCACUGUCUGACAACAGCAAUGAGAAAAUAGAGAAACCUGCUUGUCACCAAGUUGUUUAUCCUCUUUUGUUCUCUUCUACUCUUGACCUCUUUGCUAGCAAACUGGCAUGCUCUGGCUAUUGUUCUGUAACACCUUUAAUAAAGGUAAGACACAAGCAUUGAAAGGAAA
Corvus hawaiiensis (hawaiian crow) is the source of this 2736-nucleotide messenger RNA. It is a transcript of the gene GPI, whose product is annotated as glucose-6-phosphate isomerase. The record is from RefSeq and is a predicted model, not a curated record. The transcript is spliced from 18 exons. Gene Ontology annotation, molecular function: glucose-6-phosphate isomerase activity; carbohydrate derivative binding; monosaccharide binding. Gene Ontology annotation, biological process: glycolytic process; gluconeogenesis; glucose 6-phosphate metabolic process. NCBI's taxonomy places the organism in Eukaryota, Metazoa, Chordata, Aves, Passeriformes, Corvidae. Bases 131 to 1792 code for a protein of 553 amino acids. Gene Ontology annotation, cellular component: cytosol.